AUGGCCUGCCUGGCAACACGAUUGCUGGUCGCCGGUAUCUUGGUAACUUUGGCCAGGGCCGCAACGCCAAACGAAAAGUCUCCCAACUUCAUCCUGUUUACAAAGCGCUACGGGACCGUCUCCCCCGCGCCCUUCGUGAUCAACGGAACCGGAAUCAGAGCGGCUCAGGAGGAGCCGGACCUGAUGACGUCAACGAAUCUGACGUUUGUGACGUCAGGAGAGUCAAGACAUUCAGAGCGGACGCAGCGCCAGAAACCACAGUUUGCGAAAUCUGAGGCUUUUCUGGACGAAGGCACGACGACCCAAUUCACUCAAGGAGCUCCAUAUCCAUGGCCCGAAAAUCUGACCGUUCCGCGGCCGGCCGCGCCCGUGACCUUCUUCAACGUCAGCUUCCCUCCUGCAAGCGAUGAACUACUUGUCUUUGACGGUAUCGAGAAUCUCGAUCAGCAAAGUGCCGGAACGGGAGUUUACGCAAACACGAAUCGUGCCCUCGAGCCGCCGGACGGGGGCCUCUGCGUUGGGAACGGUUUCGUGGUCCAAGUUGUGAACUCCGCUCUCGCCAUCUUCGAUUCCGGUUCCGGCGAGGCGCUGGUCGUUCCGGUGGCCCUCAACCAAUUCUUUCAGAUGGCUCCGUUCCGGAUUCCGGCCCCCGCUGUCGGCGCCUUUCUGAGCGACCCCCGCUGCGUCUUCGACCGCGACACGGGCCGCUUCUUCGUCUCGAUCCUCUUCGCGUCGCGCGACGCGGCCGCGGGCGCGUUCGCCGCGCCGACCGCGACGCUGCUCGCGGUCAGCGCGAGCGGCGACCCGCGGGCGGCGUUCGCGCUGUUCCGGUUGUUCACCACCAACGACGGAACGAACGGAACGCCGGACUUCCGGCCGGUGUGCCCGUGUUUGCUGGACAUGCCAAGGGUUGCGGUAAACGGGGACGCGCUUAUCAUAGUCGGGGACUCGUUUGUGAUUGCGAACGGCAGUUUUUUCUCGACGGACGUGUACGCGAUGGACAAGUUCAAGCUGGCGGCGGGAGACUUAGCAGUGCUCACGGCGGCGUAUAUAAACAGCACGGCUACUCGUGUCCAGGGAAAUAGCGUCGCCCUGAAUGUCGCGCGCGUAUCCCCCGAUGAGGCAUUUCCGUCCGACGCGCGCGGCGUCGUGUACUUCGCGGCCGCCCUUGACAUUAAGUGCGACGGCACGCCCGUGCGCCAGCUGGCGCUCUUUGCGCUCGUCGGCACGCGUGCGCUGCGCGCGCUGAUCCCGUUCGUCGGCGGCGUGCAGCUCGUCCAAAGCGUGAUCGACUCCCUGAUCGAGUACAACAACUGUCAACUCGGCCUAAGCCGCACCGGCGGUCUCCCGGUCACUCAGAGGCCGGGGCCCCGACUCCUCAACACAUCUGCGCCGCUCGAGCUUCUAGACAGCAACGGCGACUCUGUGCGAGAACCGGUCUUCGCCAACCGGUCACUCUUCGUCGCGCUCAACACUAUAGUACCCGGUACAGCCACCCGACCACCGACAGUGGGCAUCGCUUAUUUCGUCAUCACGCCUUCCGUCACCACGGCGGCCGAGCGUCGCAAGAAGAAGAGACACGCCACUAGCCCUGACGUCACCAGACGUCAGCCGGCAACGGUCACGGGGCAGGUGGUGACAGCUGGCGUCAUCGCUGCGCCGAACGGGAACAACGUCGUCUUCCCGGCGUUUGCGAUAGGCAGGAAUGGCCGGGGGGUGGUUGGAGUUACGCUCUCGGGGCCGGAUUUCUUCCCGAGCGUGGCGUACGUGCACUUCGACGGGAGCCACGGCCCUUCAGGUGACAUCAUCCUCGCGCGUCCGGGCGCGGCCCCCGAGGACGGUGUGACGGGUUACGUGGCGCUAGCCAGGGGUUUCCCGCAACCCGUUUCGCGCUGGGGGGACUAUUUCAUGGGGACCGCUGACGAGCAAUCAAACUUGUGGUUUGGUGUGGAGUAUAUACCAGACCGGCCGCGGAGUCGACUGGCCAACUGGGGAACGGGCAUCGUCAGGGUUUCCGCAUUGAAUGGCACCGAGUAA
Klebsormidium nitens is the source of this 2037-nucleotide messenger RNA. The record is from the annotation of a GenBank genome assembly. Lineage: Eukaryota; Viridiplantae; Streptophyta; Klebsormidiophyceae; Klebsormidiales; Klebsormidiaceae.